ACCGGGGCGAGCCGGGCGCCCGCGCGGCGGGGACGGCCCGCGCCCAACAUGCGGAGGCCGGCGCCGACGGCGCGGGAGCGGGGGCCCAAGCGGGCGCCAGAGCCGGAGCGCGAACAAGGUCCGGAGCGGGGUCCCGCGCCGCGCUGCUAAGGGAGCCCGGGCCGCCCAGCCCGGCCGCCCGGCCGCGGGGCCACAGCCACAGCCACGGCGGAGGCCGUCAGCCAAGCACCACGAGAUUUGAGCCUUUGGGACCUGUCAGCAGCAUGUGUCCUCCCCUGUUGUGCGACCCCAGGGCCACCGAGAUGAGUGCCAUGGCCGGGUCCUCCCAAGCGCCCGCGUCUCACUAGCAGGGGCCCGCCGGGCGCCAUGGUGUGCUAGCCCCGAGAGCCGCCGCGACCGCAGGUCUCCGUGGAGCCGGGAUUUGCACGGCAGCAGAGUCACCGUGGAGAGGCCAGGGUACCACAAACUUAUGGAUUUUGACAAGAAAGGAGGGAAAGGGGAGUCGGAGGAGGGCCGGAGAAUGUCCAAGGCCGGCGGCCGGACCAGCCACGGCGUCCGGAGCUCAGGAACCAGCUCAGGGGUCCUGAUGGUGGGCCCCAACUUCCGGGUUGGGAAGAAGAUAGGCUGUGGCAACUUCGGGGAACUCCGGCUAGGAAAGAAUCUCUAUACAAAUGAAUACGUAGCUAUCAAAUUGGAGCCCAUCAAGUCCCGGGCGCCGCAGCUGCACCUGGAGUACCGCUUCUACAAGCAGCUCAGUGCCGCAGAGGGCGUCCCUCAGGUCUACUACUUUGGCCCAUGUGGGAAGUACAAUGCCAUGGUGCUGGAGCUGCUCGGGCCUAGCCUGGAGGACCUGUUCGACUUGUGUGACCGCACGUUCACGCUCAAGACGGUGCUCAUGAUCGCCAUCCAGCUGAUCACGCGCAUGGAGUACGUGCACACCAAGAGCCUCAUCUACCGCGACGUGAAGCCCGAGAACUUCCUGGUGGGGCGGCCGGGCACCAAGCGGCAGCACGCCAUCCACAUCAUCGACUUCGGCCUGGCCAAGGAGUACAUCGACCCCGAGACCAAGAAGCACAUCCCGUACCGCGAGCACAAGAGCCUGACGGGCACGGCGCGCUACAUGAGCAUCAACACGCACCUGGGCAAGGAGCAGAGCCGCCGUGAUGACCUGGAGGCGCUGGGCCACAUGUUCAUGUACUUCCUGCGUGGCAGCCUGCCCUGGCAGGGGCUCAAGGCAGACACGCUCAAGGAGCGCUACCAGAAGAUCGGGGACACCAAGCGGGCCACGCCCAUUGAGGUGCUCUGUGAGAGCUUCCCAGAGGAGAUGGCCACUUACCUGCGCUAUGUGCGGCGCCUGGACUUCUUUGAGAAGCCGGACUACGACUACCUGCGCAAACUCUUCACCGACCUCUUUGACCGCAGUGGCUUCGUGUUUGACUAUGAGUACGACUGGGCCGGGAAACCCCUGCCCACGCCCAUCGGCACGGUCCACACCGACCUGCCUUCGCAGCCUCAGGCUCGGGAGAAAGCCCUGCUUCAUAGCAAAAACCAGGCACUGAACUCCACCAAUGGGGAGCUGAAUGCCGAUGACCCCACCGCCGGCCACUCCAACGCACCCAUCACAGCCCCCGCAGAGGUGGAGGUGGCUGAUGACACCAAGUGCUGCUGUUUCUUCAAGAGGAGAAAGAGAAAAUCGCUGCAGCGACACAAGUGACCCUGGGCUGGUGGCCUCUGAAUCCUCUCACUGCAGCCCCUCGGGGCCAGCUUAUCCACGGCCGUGUGGCCACAGCCGGAUGCAGACUGCAGGCCCGGCAGAGUUGCCGCCCCCCCCACGUGGGGUCACUUCUUUCACAUAAGACUUUGGUCGAGAUUUUUACACCUGUGUCUAGUCCUUCCCUCCAAGAGCAUUAACUAUUUAAAACAAGGAACAGAGAAAACCAGAGCGGCCGCCCUGCCCUGCGCCCGCCUGUGUCCACUGAGUGAGUAGUGCGGCCCUGCCAUCCAGCCUGCCGCCCCAUUAGUGUCAUAAAGUGCAGCUUGUCUCCCUCGAUCCAAAGGCCGUUUUCUCGAGGGGGCGCUGUGGGGCGUUGCUGCUGGGGGUGAGUCUCCCCUGGGCCUCCCCAAACCAAAGGGGAAGGUGGGGAGGGGAUGGCCCCCAACCAAAAUGCUGCACCAAAGCCUGGGCCGGCGGGCACGGUCCGAGGGAUGUCCUGCCGACCUGCUCACGAAGCCGUGGGACUGGAACUGGGGGCAGCCACCUCGUGGCCUGUGGGCGGCACAGGCACGCAGGCUCCUUGUGUCCGCUCUGUGCUGCCAACCAAGCGGUGGAGACAAGCGCCUUAAAGCCUGUCCCAGCCCCGCAGGUGCGUGUGGAGUGGGCAGCUCCAUGGGUGUGGUCCUCUGGGGGCCCAGGUGCUGCACAGGCAGAGCAGCUGGGGGCUUCCCCAUGGUGUGUGCGUCUAGGUCUUGCUUUAAAAAGUGUACAGAAAUGGCACUUCCGUUUCUCCGAUGCUUCCUGGAAGCCAUAGAACUUAGGGGCUUUUUUAAAAAAAUAAAGGAAAAUGAAACCA
Molecule: messenger RNA, 2570 nt
Organism: Phacochoerus africanus (Common warthog)
Lineage: Eukaryota; Metazoa; Chordata; Mammalia; Artiodactyla; Suidae
Gene: CSNK1G2
Product: casein kinase 1 gamma 2
Exons: 12
Coding region: 470-1714 (414 amino acids)
Biological process (GO): positive regulation of canonical Wnt signaling pathway; peptidyl-serine phosphorylation; signal transduction
Cellular component (GO): nucleus; cytoplasm; plasma membrane
Molecular function (GO): protein serine/threonine kinase activity; ATP binding
Source: RefSeq, a predicted model, not a curated record